Molecule: messenger RNA, 2448 nt
Organism: Indicator indicator
Lineage: Eukaryota; Metazoa; Chordata; Aves; Piciformes; Indicatoridae
Gene: FYB2
Product: FYN binding protein 2
Exons: 21
Coding region: 1-2448 (815 amino acids)
Biological process (GO): T cell receptor signaling pathway; protein localization to plasma membrane; integrin-mediated signaling pathway
Cellular component (GO): plasma membrane
Molecular function (GO): protein binding
Source: RefSeq, a predicted model, not a curated record
AUGAGAUAUAUCUAUGUGAAGUGUCAUGUCCUGGUGUGUGGCAUUAGGGUCAGCUGGUCACGGGGAACUCCUGAAUCAGCUGAAGGAAGCCUGGUGGGCAGGGCUCUGCUCUGGCCAGCUCAGCCCUGCCCAGGUGAAGCUCUCCCCGCCCCGGGGGCAGGCCCAUACCUUGCUCCAGGUGUGGUCCUGGGUUUAUCCCCCAGAGGCAAGGAGCCAUGCGACCAGGCUGACCCACUGGAGCCAGCACGGAGCAGCGAAGGGAUGGACGUGGAAGGUGUGACUGAUUUCAAAGCCUUGAGAGCAAAGUUUCAGAAUGACCCAGACUUGGCCAACAAGCUCAAGCAUCCACUCAAGAAGCCUCCUGUGAGGAUCCCACCGAAGUUGUGCUCUGGAGAGGAUGCUGCCUUCAGCCCUUUGCCCAUGAGUAAGAGAAAAGUAAUAAUACUGAACCCCAAGGAUGAAGUUGCCCAUCCUGUCUCCCAACACAAGCCUUUGGUGCGGCCUCGACCCAGGCUGGGUUACGUGAAGCCGCUGGGGCACGACGAAGAACAUGAAGGUAAUGUCUCAGAGAAAGGGCUGAGUUCUCCCGAGCAAGGUCUAGAGAAGCCUCUGCCAUCCUAUUGCACAGGCCAGCAAGGAUCAGCCCAAACAGCUCCCAGAGAGAGCCCUCUGCUCCCAGGUUCUUUUCACCAUGCCCUACAGAUCUGGGAAAAGACUUUAUCCCAUGGGGAGAAAGCAAGCGCGGUGCUCCCGACCCAGCGGGCAGCUAACCUGUACGUGCAGCCCUGCCCUGAGCAGAGGCUGACACAUGCUCCAGCUGCAUCCAGCAGCAGCAGGAUGCAACUGUCUGGAAGCAAACCCAUGCUGGACUUGCCUGUCCAGAAGAAGGAUGCUCUGCCCAGCAGCGGGCUGGCUCUUCCCCAAGCUCCCAGAGGACACAGGAGCUCUGCUGGAGUUGCUGUUGAGAGCAUGGUGGCAACUGCAGCCUGCCAGCCAGGGUAUGGUGCACCAAGAGAGCAAACUCAGCAGCAGAAAGGAUCAGAGCAUCCUCUGUGCCCACCUCGAGCAGCAAAACGCACUCAGAGCCCCAGGAGCAAGCAGCCAAGGAUUAAACCUCUCCCUUCAGCUGAAUCCCUGGGUCCUGCCCCUGAGAAGCCGGCCAGACCCCAGAAGCUUGAUCUGGGUGCCUUCCACCGCGCCGUGCCUUCGGUCCGCAGAGCACCUGAAACAACUGCUGCUGAAGAGGAUUACUUGACCCCUGAAAGUGCCCAGCUUGAAGAGCAGCAUAAUGAUGGAGAAACCCCAAUGUACCUGAAUCAAUGUGAGGACACCAGGACCUUGUGUGUCAUUGGAGCUACUUUGCCAGCCCCCAAGACAGAGCCUGAAGAACAUGAGAAAGAGAAGACUUCACUCUUUGCCAAAUCCAGUCCUGGAGAAACUAUAAUAGAGGAUGAGAAAGAGGACAAACCAAGCCUUGAAGGAGAAGAACAGGAAGCAAAGGAAACCUUCAAGACAGAUGGGAAUGAGUACAUGGCUCCCACAAGCCAAACCAAGGAAGAUGGCAGUGGUGAGAUGAAAGUGCCACAAGUGAAGCAAGAUGUGACCAGUACCCAGACUCCAAAGCAUCCUACCCCACAAGGGCUGGCAAAAGGCACAGAGCUCUUGCAUCUUGGUGCUCCAAAGGCAGAGUCAGAAAGAACAUCCUUGGACCGAAACACUCAGCAGUCUCUGCAGGAACCAGAGAAUCUCUAUGAUGAUGUUGGGGAAAUACCUGACAGGCUAAGCCACACGUCAGAUGCCUCAGCUUCAGUUGCUUCAGCCAGCAUUUCAGGGGGCAGCCACGAGGAAACCUAUGAAGAUGUUGAAGCUGUGGGUGAUAAUCCAGCAAAACCAGAAGCAGAAAAACAAAAGAGGUUUGGAAACUUGUUCAAGAAGAGAGACAAACUAAGGCUGAGGAAUAUCAAGAUCAAGGGGAACUUAAGAUUGGUCUCCAUUUCGGUACCAAAUUUAGCAUCCUUUUCCCAGGAGGACAUGGUGGUGUAUGAUGACGUGGAGAUGGGGCAGAGGCAUCCAAGAGAGAAGGACGAAAAGUCCAGAAACUGGAUGCCAAAAUUUCUGACAGCAAAAGAGGAUAAGGACUGGAGGAAAAGCAUCGAAAACCUGGAAAGGAAUAUCUUCAAAGUCAAGAAGAGCAAUGCAGAAAAAAGCAAGAGGAUGGAAAAAGAAGAGAGGUUUUUUAGAGAAACAUUUAUGUAUGACAAGGAGAUCAAUGUCAUCAACACAGCCACUGCUGAGUGCUCAGUGCCCAGUAACAGGAGAGUUGAUCUCCCCCUCACAGCUGGAGAGCAGCUGGAGGUGAUAGAUGUCACGGAGGGCACCGCCGUGAUCUGCCGCAAUUCGGAGGGCAGAUAUGGAUAUGUUCUAGUGGAGCAUUUGAACUUCAGGUAA